Messenger RNA from Corvus hawaiiensis (hawaiian crow), 1655 nucleotides. RefSeq names its product plasmalemma vesicle associated protein (gene PLVAP). Gene Ontology annotation, biological process: regulation of vascular permeability; positive regulation of cellular extravasation. Gene Ontology annotation, cellular component: caveola. NCBI's taxonomy places the organism in Eukaryota, Metazoa, Chordata, Aves, Passeriformes, Corvidae. The record is from RefSeq and is a predicted model, not a curated record. Bases 190 to 1443 code for a protein of 417 amino acids. The transcript has 6 exons.
UGCGCCCUGAUAACCCGGCGGGGUCCUCGGGAGCAUCCGGCACAGCAGGAAAGAGCCCGGCAGGAGGAAAUAUUAAAUCCCGGGAUACAAACACCGCGUCGGGAGCAGCUCCGCCCCGCCACGAUCUCCCCCCACCCCCCCUAAAAAGCGGGGUCCCGGCGGGGUGGGGCGGCCAGAGCUGAAGCGAGGAUGGAGAAGAGCAGCUUCGCCAUGGCCAAGUUCGGCUUGGAGCGCAAGGAGGCGAUCCCGAAGCGGGAUUGCGGGUUUUACGUCAAGUACAUUUUCCUUUUCACCUCGCUGAUCCAAUUCCUCAUCAUCCUGGGGCUCGUGCUCUUCAUGGUGUACGGCAACGCCCAGGCGGGCACCGACACCCACCUGAGGCUGCUGGAGGAGCAGGUGCAGAGCCACUACCGCAGGAUCGUCGCCCUGGAUGCCACCAAGGCCAACCUGAGCCGCGCCCUCAACGCCACCCUCAAGGACAAGGACAAGCUGCAGGGGCUGGCGCUGAAGGUGCAGAGGGAGCUGGAGAAGUGUAACAGCAGCCAGGCUUCCGGCAGCGUGCCGCAGCUGCAGGAGGUCGUGUACCUGCAGCUGAGGUUGGCCGAGUGCCGCAUGACCAGCGCCCUCAUCAACACCUCCUGCAGCGCCGAGAAGCUGCAGCUGCAGCGGCAGCUGGACCAGGCCACGUUAUCCAAGAAAAACCUGGAGGAAAGGAGCCGGCAGAGCGAGGCCACGCUGGCCAAAGCCACCCAGGACAGGGACAGGUGCCAGCAGGACCUGCAGAGCGCCAAGACCAUGGGGGACUUCAGCAGGACCGAGCUGGAGCUGCAGAGACGCGAGUGCCGCUCCCUCAAGGGUGACAUGGGUGACAAAUUCCAGAGGGUCACGGAGCUGGUGAAGCAAAUCGGGUGCAGAGAGGCCGAGGACGAGCUGAGGCAGCUGCAGGAGCGCACGGAGGGGCUGUUCCGGUGGCAGCAGGAGCGCGACGCCCGCUACAUCCACAAGAACACCUGCGAGCUGAGCGUGCAGCAGUGCCAGCUCAACUGCUCCCGGGAGAUGCAGGAGCUGGAGAGGAGGAUCCAGGGCCUGGAGAAGCGGGAGAGGGACGGGGUGGAGGAGAGGAGGAAGCUGGAGGCGGAGAAGGAGAAGGUGGGGAAGGAGCUGGAGGAGAAGAAGAGAGCGGCGGCGGCGCAGGCGGAGGCGCUGAGGGAGCAGCUCGGGGUCUGCAUGGGCGCCAAGAUGCCCCACCUGGACCUGCUGGGCUCGCGGGUGCCGGGCAGCGCCGGCCACUUGGGCUCCUUCCCUGGCACCGGCUCCUACAUGGAAAUCCUGAGGAACCCGGCGACCUUGGGCACCAUGGGAAAGAAGAACCUGGAGGAGCUCCAGCGGAUGCUGCAGGUGAUGGAGCAGUACACGGCCACCCUGAAGAACCCCAGCGGAUAACGCUGGAAAAACGCAUGGAAAAAACAGGAGCCGCCCAGGAGGUGCUUCCCGCAGCACGGAUGGCAACCCCCGGCCCGAGGGCCACCCUCCCUUUGUCCCCGUGUCCCCAAACCCCCUCCUCCCGCGUGUCCCCCCCCCCCCUCAGAUGUAUCCCCGCCUUCUGGCUGGAGCGGGACAACAGCCGGCCCCCAAUUUGGGGACAACUCGCUGCA